AUGAGGCCCGAAGACUACGCCAAGUAUAUGCGCGACCAUAAAUUGGACCCUGAGAAUCGACCAAAAGAUCGCGGCGACGCCAUACACUCAGCUAUCCUCGACAAGCGAGUUUACAUCGCCAUAGAGCUUCUGAACCUGUACCCAGAAGAUUGCCUCGAGGCACGAAGUCGGACGGGAUCCAAAAAUUGGCGCACUCCGUUACACAACGCCUGUGAGCAUAACCGUACAUUGGUUGUUAAGGAACUUCUCGAUAAAGGAGCCGAUUCCAAUGCACGAAGCUUCCACAGAUUUACUCCGCUCAUAUUCGCAGUUGAAGCAGAGAAUCUUGAGAUUGUGAAACUUCUGGUGGAAAAGGGGGCCGACGUCAAUCUCCAGUCCAAUGCAAAGACCAAUGAACGAAGCGCACUUCAUGUUGCCGCGAACAUAGUGUCUCCGGACAUCAUUCUGACUCUUCUAAAUAAUGGGGCAGACCCAAAGCUUGUGACGAAGACUGGCAAUACUCCUUUGCACUUCGCCGUUCGAUCUGGUUGUGCAUCUGCCGCCGCUCUUUUGCUGUUCCAUGGGGCGUCUCCUAUAGCCACAAAUGAGAAGGGAGAAUCACCACUCAGUCUGAUUGAGAACUUGGGAAAAGACGACCACAGAAAGUUUACUCACAUCUUCGAGUGCGCUCAGAGGAAAUGUGACUUUGGGGACUUCUUCAAUCAACACCUUCGGCAGAAUCCACCAAUUGAUCUUGUUUCUGCGUUACACUGGGCCAUCUCGCAUGACCUUGACGGAGCUCUUGCUUACCUGUUACAUAUUGACUCACACGCUAUAGAGGCAAGGCUGUCUAGCGGAUGGUAUCCGCUUCACGUAGCAGCGAGGGGUGGACAUGAGAAAUGUGUUGCGAUUCUUCUCGAACAUGAGGCAGAAGUUGAUUGCAAAACCAAGACAGGCUGGACACCACUAAUGAUGGCCGCUGAAAAGGGCGAUAAGAAGGUUCUUCGAAUUUUACUGAACCACGAUGCGAACUGCUCAGCAACUAAUGCGAAUGGAGACACUGCAUGGAAGAUUGCCAGGCACCAUGGCCAUAGGUUCCCAAUGCUUUUGGCAGUCAGGCAUGUCAGUCCGUCAAAUGUAAAUCGUGAAGGAAAGGAAAUGGACGGAGAUGACCGAUUGGCACCUCCGAAGGAGAGGCCGUACUGCAGAACGCCCUCUCCAGGUCCAAGGGAUGUCAUAGAAGAGCCAGGCGAGCUGUUCGCACUGUCAGAUGCGAAAUCUGACGAGAUAUCAACUCAAACACCCCAGAACUUGGAGUAUUUCGAAGACUUCCUCAAGACUCUGGAGCAAACAUGGUAUAAUAGAAUCCAGUGGGACCCCGAAGAUGACGUGGAAAACCCUCGGAAAGAUUGGACUGGCCCAGUGAAGAUCGCUAUACUUGACACUGGAAUCGACCUCAACCAUCAAGACUUUGACCGGCGAGCCAAGAGAAGAACAAAAAUAGGAUUGAAACACGUCUCAGAAAAGAAGCAGCGCGAACGGAUCAAGGCAUGCAAGAACUUUACAGAUGGACCCGAGGAUGAUGUGACUGAUAACGACGGUCACGGCACUCAUAUUGCCGGUCUUAUCAUGACUAUUGCUCCACGCGCGGAGCUAUAUAUUGCAAAAGUGAGCUCAUCACAGAGACCCGAGAAUAAAGAAGGAAGCUCAGCAAGGGCGACGAAAAGGCGUGGGAAAGAGUCUCAUCCAAUCCAAGAGGCCCUGAAGUGGGCUAUUGAAAAUGAGGUCAACAUUAUCAACAUGUCACUUGGCUUCUCUGAACUAGGUUCUCUCGAGCUUACCAAGACUCUGACAGAUGCAGACCGCAAAGGGAUCAGUGUUUUCGCAGCCGCUUCGAACCAUGGCAACCGUAAUCCCAUAGCCUGGCCAGCGCGUGAUCGCCUUCUGGCCAUUUGUGUAGGAUCGAAUGACGAGAUGAAUAAGCUUUCAGCAUUCGCUCCCAGUACAAAUAAGAAGUUUCCAAUUUUUGUCACUUAUGGAGAGAACAUAUACAGCCAUUGGCCCGGCGGCGGUUAUCGCAAGAUGAGCGGUACAUCAGUCUCGACACCGAUUGCUGUAGGCAUGGCAGCCAUGAUAAUCGCCUUUCUGAACAAGACAAAUGCAUGGCCACCAGAUGCUAAAGCUAACUGUCUUGGGAGGAUAAAAGAGUGGCGGAUAAGAGGUACUGCAGGUAUGGGAAGAGUAUUGGAGAAUAUGUGUCGGGACAUCAAUGGCCUCAAGCUUCUGUCACCAAAACUGAUGUGGGAGGAUUGUACUGUGCCGAACCCGGAACCGAUACAGAUUCUCGGUUUCUUGAGUUAUUACGAAGGUCAUGAAAUAGGCAGUUGA
Fusarium venenatum is the source of this 2367-nucleotide messenger RNA. The record is from RefSeq and is a predicted model, not a curated record. NCBI's taxonomy places the organism in Eukaryota, Fungi, Ascomycota, Sordariomycetes, Hypocreales, Nectriaceae.